UAUAAAAAUUUAGUAAUUCUUUUGUUAAAGAAUGGCUAGUAAAUAAAGUAAGGCUCACACUCUUGGAUCUUUAACUUAAAAUAUUUAUUGAAAAUAUUUUAGACAUAAAACGACUUUUACAUAAGCUCGUAAAUACUAGAUAACGGAAAUGAAUGUAAUCGUGACUGACUUAACAGUUGAUCCAAAUGCUACAGACUCACCUCCUAGAUUUUAUGGUGGAAUCGAAGGACCCGAUGCCGCUUAUGUGGAACUAAUUUCAGCUGAUGGCCAUAGCUUUAUUAUCCGAAAAGAUCAUGCUUUCACCUCAGGUACUAUCACCGCCAUAUUGUCUGGACCGGAUCAGUUUGCUGAGCAUGAGCCAAACCAAAUACAGUUUAAGGAAAUAGAAUCUCAUGUUUUACAUAAGAUUUGCAGUUAUUUUCAAUACAAAAUCAACUUCACUAAUUGUACAUCUAAUAUUCCUGAAUUCCCAAUUGAACCGGAGAUUGCAAUAGAUUUACUAAUGGCUGCCAAUUUCUUAGAUUGCUAAGUAAUGAAGGAGACUUGUGGACGAUGAAUUAUAAUAUAAAUUGUAAAAUUUUCAAAAAUUU
This is a messenger RNA of Teleopsis dalmanni, 590 nucleotides long. RefSeq names its product elongin-C-like. The transcript is spliced from 3 exons. The coding region runs from base 149 to 529 and encodes 126 amino acids. The record is from RefSeq and is a predicted model, not a curated record. Gene Ontology annotation, molecular function: protein-macromolecule adaptor activity. Gene Ontology annotation, cellular component: elongin complex. NCBI's taxonomy places the organism in Eukaryota, Metazoa, Arthropoda, Insecta, Diptera, Diopsidae. Gene Ontology annotation, biological process: ubiquitin-dependent protein catabolic process.